Manihot esculenta (cassava) is the source of this 3606-nucleotide messenger RNA. RefSeq lists its product as uncharacterized. Bases 618 to 3386 code for a protein of 922 amino acids. NCBI's taxonomy places the organism in Eukaryota, Viridiplantae, Streptophyta, Magnoliopsida, Malpighiales, Euphorbiaceae. The record is from RefSeq and is a predicted model, not a curated record. The transcript is spliced from 4 exons.
GAUUGCCUUUUGAUUUUAUUUUUUUUCUUGAAAAUUCUCAAGAAAAAAUUGUUUAUUUAUUUAUGGGUUUUGUAGAGAGAAAAUGGGAUUGUGGAGAGAAUCUAGAGUUUCUCUCAAAGAAACAUUUUCUCUCACGCAAAACAACAACAAUAAAUGAGAAAUGAGAGAGAAAAAUAAUGUUGACAACUUUCAUGUCUCUUCUCAUGUAAGUUUCGUUUGUUUCUGUGUGAGAUUUCUUUUUAUGGGUUUCUCUCUCUCUCUCUCUCUCUCUCUAAAUCUUCCUUGAGAGAAUGGCCCAGCAGAUCCAAAAUCCUCAUUUCUUCUACUUUUCUUGGUGUUUCCAAAAUGCCUACUUUGUUGUUUGGCUCUUUUGAGGUCCCUAACUCUUCCGUUUUCUGAUCUAUCAGCUUUUUCUAAACACGCCCACUUUGAUAUUUUUCUUUCUUUUGUUGGCUUCUAGUGCUCUGAGCUCUUUUAACGAGUGAUUUCGUUGGUGGGUUUUCAAGAAUGGAUUGGUUUUCUUUUGAAUUAUUAAGAAUUCUCUCCUAAUGGAGUGACGGUACGAAGAUGGUCCAUAAUACUUUCUGAGAUAAAUUGAGACUUGUCCUGAAAGUUGCAUGGCAAUGCUAGGAAUGCAAGCAGAUAUGCAGUGCCAUUACUUCCCAGGAUAUUGUUCCACUAGGGACCUUAAUUUAAAUGCUGGUUACAGUAUCUGGCCCUCAAGUAAUGUUGACAAAAUCUCAAAUGGACACUACUUCAGUGGAAACUUGGCACCACCGGCUCCUGAUCAGUAUUUGAGCUACAAGGAAAAAGUGAAGCAAACAAUGCUUCAGCAUGAAGCUAUAUUUAGGGAUCAGAUACAUGAACUCCAUCGCCUGUACAACAGACAGAGAGAAUUAAUGGCUGAAAUGAAAAGGAUUGAGUUUCUUGGACAUCAUAUACGGCUAGAAACUGCAGAGUCAAAUAAAAUAUUCUCCGAAAACUCAUUUGAGUGUUUGCAUAGGACAAACAAAGUUUCUGCCUUGCCCUGGCUGAAUCCUGCUUUUAGUCAAUCCUCCACUUCAGGGGCUAAAAACAGCCAAUUGCAGUCGAAUUAUGUUGAAGGAAAGGCCAUGCGAGAUUGUUGCAGUACUUUUCAAACUGAAGGCUUUAAAAAAGGAACCAUGUUGUUGGAGUCUAAGUGCAAGAAAGCUGGUAAAAGGAUGUUGGAUCUGGAACUUCCAGCUGAUGAAUACAUUGACUGUGAACAAGAGGAAUCUUUAGCUGGAGGAAUAGCUCCUCCUGAGGCGUCAGGUUAUCCUAUGAAAAGCAUUGCAGAGGAUGUGCAGAAGAAUGAUGUAGAACUAUUUCAUGGCAUUAGUGAUGGUAACUUGGUUUUCCAAGAUGAUAAUAUGACUCGAGCUCAAUUUUCUGGGAAGACCAAAUGCUUAGCUGAUUUAAACGAACCCAUAAAGCUUGAGGAUGAAGCAGAUCCUGAAUCCAAUGAUUUUCUAGGUCCUGUCCUAGACCGUAGAGAGAGCCCUUGCCAGGAUCUGUCAGGAAAAAGAAAUUCAGACUUCCAAGCUCGACCAAAGGAGGCCAUCCAAAAUAUCCAGACAAGAGGGGAACCUGACACUUUCUCAUGUGUGUUACCUCUGGACAAGAACAAAAGUCGACGGGAGUGCAUAUCUGAUAAUGAUGGAGCUGGUGAGAACUUUAUUUUGAUGCAAAGUAGCAGUGACAUGAAUUCUUUCCCUGGAAGGAUUUGUACAGACACACUGCCAAUAUCAUCUGAAGAUGGGAUUGAGCAAGUGCAUGAAAUGUUAACUUCUCAUAUUUUGAAUCUAAACAGUGGAAAGUUGCACAGAGAAAAGAAUGAUUUUGGUUUAGAAUGUUCUUGUGAAAAGGGUCCUACUGCUUGCAAGCAUACCUCAAAUGAACUCAUUCCUCUAGAUGAUGUGAAAAAUCAUGAUUCAUCUUUGGCUUUAUCUUGGAGAAAGCAUGCACGUGACUUCGUGAGGUCCCCUAUAGCAGUUCAAGCACUUCCAUGUUUUAACUCUGAACAGUUGAGCAGAAGCUCGAAGUCUUGCUGCGGUAUAAAUCUUGAAUCCAGACCAACAUUUUGUAGUGUUAGUGCUCAAAGCAGCUCUUGCGAUGGUGACAAUGAGUUUGCAUCUGAAGAUAGUGACACUCAAAAGCACAUUAAGGAUUCUGUGAAUAUAAAGUUGACUAGGAAUAUAGACCUUAAUUCCACUUCUCCUAGCUGUUCUUCAGAUGUGGGUGCCCACAGUAUUUGGAUUACUGAUGGAGAAGAGAAAUAUAAAGAGUCAACAGGGGGUUCAGCUUUGCAUAGAGAAUACUCAGCACAGCUUGUGAAAUCCAAUAAAAAGCUCCACAUGGAUUGCAAUUCUGUGCCUGACUCGGGGGAACAGCUAACUAAAAAUGAACUAGUUUUUGGGAGUAGGCAUGAGGAAAUGUUUUCAGGCUUUGGAUUAAAUGUUGACCUUAACUCAUGCAUAAAUGAGGAUGAUUCUUCUUCAGUGCCCACCCUUUCAGCAGAAAUAGAUUUACAGGCUCCUGCAAGUCCAGAAAACAAGGAGACUUCUCCACCUAGAGGAGAAUCAGAUGAAAACCGACUUGACGUGCCUUGUCAACUUCCAAAGCAAGAAAAUGGGAAUCUGCUAGGGGAUCUAAUUACAAUUGCAGCAGAGGCUAUAGUUUCCAUUUCAUCACAGAUUCAAACUUAUGCAGAGACGGGGACUUUCAAGCCAUCUGAAGCUUCACAGAAUGACUCUCUAUAUUGGUUUUCCAAGAUAGCAUCUUCUGUAGUAGACGAUCCAGACAGUGAAUUUGGAGUAGUCUUGAGUUUUAAUGACACUGAUCAUCAUGAUGAGUAUCUUUCUGAUGGGAUUGACUACUUUGAGGCCAUGACAUUGAAACUCAAGGAGACAAAGGUAGAACAGUACUUAUGUAAGACCACCACCACAAAGGAAGAAGCUGCAUGUCGAGCUUCAUCUCCAGUUCAGCCAAGGAGGGGCCAAACAAGAAGAGGGAGGCAGCAGCGGAAGGACUUCCAAAGUGAAAUUCUCCCAAGUCUUGCCUCUUUGUCAAGGUAUGAAGUAACCGAGGAUCUUCAGGCAAUAGGAGGGCUAAUUGAGGCUGCUCAUCAAAAUGGAGGUGCCAGAAGAACAGGUACAAAUGGGUGGACGAGGGGGAGGAGGAGGCGGGCUUCAAUAUCUUCUUCAAAGGCAGAAACCUCAUUUUGUGCACUGUUGAAGCAGCAAAACGCAAAUGGCAAACACAGCAUUGAGGAGAGCAGCCUGAUCGGUUGGGGGAAGAUAACGAGACGGCGCAGGGGGCAGAGGUGUCCUGCAAGUAAUCCUCGGCUUACUUUGAGCCAAGUGUAGUUAACACUCUGUUUUUAUGGUGUUUUGGGUUGAUGAGUUUAUAGCAUGUGAAGCUUGACAUUGUCUUGUACAUGGAAGAUGUUACAUAGGGGUAAAUCAGUAUGAAGUCUUUUGAGUUUUGGCAUUAUAAGUGACUUGGUUCUGUAUUUUGAAAAGAAGACUAUUUAAUCCUUGAGAUUUGAUUUAGUUGAAUUCCCUCUGAUUUAAGAGGUUUUAACAA